CAAUUCUCAGCUGAACCGAUAUCAGGAUUGCUACCAUGGCGUCUCGAAAGGGUGCUUCGGCCUUGUGGUCAGUCAUCAGCCAUGCGAUGCGUGGAGCGUCUCUGACGCGCGGGGCCAGCGUCACCGGCACCGCGCCCGCUGCCCUCGGCGCGGCAGGGUGGCGUGCUGACGCGGGCGCCUCCACCAGCACCCGAAGUGAACCCGACGCCCGCAGCUUCUCCCAAUUUGCAUCCGACACAACAGCUAGUGCAGUCGCUAGUGCGACCACGGUCGCCUCGGUUGGCUGGUCGCUGCCAGGGCAGCUGCACCCGCACGUGCGCUGCUUCAGCGUCAGCCGCGGCUGUACUGCGGAUGCGGCGGGCGGCGCUGCCGGGGCCGGCGGCGGUGCUGGCGGCGGCGAGAAGCGCAUGUCUCUUGGGGAGGCGCUGAACACACUGGUGGAUGCGGCCAUUGAGAAGGUGGAGGCGGGUGACAUGGAUGAGGCCGUGUCGCUGUUGAAGGAGGGGCUCAACACCUUCGAGCCCAUGUUCCCAAACAGCCCGGAGCUGGGUGAGCUGCACAACCAGGCAGCGCUGCUGCUGCUGUUCCAGAACAAGGGCGAGGAGGCGGCGUACCACGCAGGGGUGAGCCUGGAGACCACUAAGCGCCACUUCGGUGCCAACAGCAUCCUGACAGGUCACCGGCUGCUGCGCCUGGGGGUGGCCAAAUUCGUGCAGGGCAAGAUGUCGGACGCGGCCGGGCUUCUUCGCGAGGCCUACGGCAUCUUCGGCGGCGGCGACGCCUCUCCCGCCUCUUCCUCCGCCACGCCUGCCGCCGCAUCCGCUGACCCCGGAUCGCGGGCCGAGGCUGGAUUCUAUCUGGAUUUGGUGGCGCUGGCGCACUGCCGGGAUGCGGGCGGCGUGAACGCACUCACGCCCAGCCUGCGAGCCAACCUGCGCGCGCUCAAGGAGGCUUACGGGCUGGAGAGCAUGAUCCUGUCGCUGGCGCUGGCGCAGCACAGCCGUCUGACGCAUGGCGGCCUGGACCAGGCGGACCUGGCGGUGGGCGAGGCGCUCAUGCUGCAGCACAUCGGGCUGCUCACGGACACGGUCGGGCCGGACGCGGAGGACGUGGCGGUGGCGCGCUACAAGCUGGCUACCUACUACUAUGCAAACGACAUGCUGCGUGACGCCGCGGCGGUCGUGAAGCAGGCGGCCAUGGCGCUGCGGGCGCACUACCCUGAGGAGCACGACAUGCUGGUGCUGUGCCGGCACCGGCUGGGCAUGAUUUGCGCGGCUCAGGGCGACCACCGCUCAGCCACGCAGCUGCUCACCGCAAGCCGCCAGCACUUCCUGGAGGGGGCGCAGCAGGGCCCCGCGGGGGCGGCGGAGGCAGCAGCAGGGGGCGCGGGCGAGGGGCAGGGACAGAACAUGCUGGCCAAGGAGGCGGACAUUGGGCUGGCCAUGGCGCGGUGCCGCGCGGUGGGCGGCCGCAGCCCGGAGCAGCAGGCGGAGGCGCUCGAGAGCCUGCGCAAGGAGGUGGAGGGGCUGGGCCGGGCCAUUGGCGAGGGGCACAUGCUGGUGCAGGGCGCCAGCCGGUACUACACGGCGCUGUCCAAGAUGUCGCGGUGAUAGAGGCGAUGGUGGGAAUGUGGGGAUGGAGGCGAUGGUGACGGGUGGGGAUGCUGGCGCGAGGGGACGCUGCUCAUUGUGGCAUGGUCAGGAGGUUACCGUUUAGGCAUGCGGUUAUGUUGACAAGGUUGCGGGGAGUCUGCGUUUGUACACGGGUGUUUGGGUCCGGGGUUUACCGGAGCAGGCUGUUGCUUUUGCGUGCCAUGUGGGCGUGUGGGGCUUGGAGCGCUGAUCGUGUGACGGGCGAACCUCUGGACCGUACUCAUACAUCCCAGCCGUACGGUUCGCAGGGUCCUGGAGGCGGAUCGUCACGCAUAGCCAUAAACUGCAUUGUUGUAGGCAUGCGUGGAAUUGGUUGUCUAAUGUGGAUUUCCGCGCUGCUGAGCGGGGGACAGGGGGCGGAAGAGCGGGCCCCAGGCGUGGAUCCCGGGGCGCAUGCUUUGCGAGGAACUGGGCCUUCCGCAACAGGCGCUUGUUGUAAAGAUAAUUGAGC
Chlamydomonas reinhardtii is the source of this 2103-nucleotide messenger RNA. RefSeq lists its product as uncharacterized. The transcript is spliced from 10 exons. The coding region runs from base 36 to 1610 and encodes 524 amino acids. Gene Ontology annotation, molecular function: protein binding. The record is from RefSeq and is a predicted model, not a curated record. Lineage: Eukaryota; Viridiplantae; Chlorophyta; Chlorophyceae; Chlamydomonadales; Chlamydomonadaceae.